Zingiber officinale is the source of this 2082-nucleotide messenger RNA. RefSeq names its product putative glycerol-3-phosphate transporter 1. Lineage: Eukaryota; Viridiplantae; Streptophyta; Magnoliopsida; Zingiberales; Zingiberaceae. Gene Ontology annotation, biological process: phosphate ion homeostasis; transmembrane transport. Gene Ontology annotation, cellular component: membrane. Gene Ontology annotation, molecular function: transmembrane transporter activity. The transcript is spliced from 3 exons. The coding region runs from base 152 to 1720 and encodes 522 amino acids. The record is from RefSeq and is a predicted model, not a curated record.
AAUCGCGCACCUCCACGCGCAUCUUCUCUUACCUUCGACUUCAGAGAAUCCAUCCACCGAUCGACUUAAUUCGAAGAAGCAUCCGGAGUUUAUCUUCAUCUUUCCCCCAAAAAAAAGGUUUCUCAGGAUAAGGCAUAGUCCAAUUGGUUUGAUGGGAUCAGCUGGGGAAGAGAGUGAACAGAGAAGGAAGAUGCAAAACCAAAGACCAGCAGGUGUUCGAUUCUUGGAGCGCAUUAGGGGCACAAAGUUUACCUUCACAACCUACCAAGCAAUUGUCCUGGUCUUGACCUUCUUGGCCUAUGCAAGUUACCACGCCGCCAGGAAGACGACAAGCAUCGUCAAGAGCGUCCUGGAUCCGAAGACAACCCAGUUGGGCUUCUCCCACUGGCCAAGGCUCUACUUCCAUGGCGGAGUGCAGGGUGCGGAUCACAGGCCAGGGCUCAAGAAUGGCUGGGCUCCGUUUGACGCUUCGGACGGCGCUGCCUUGCUUGGCCAAAUCGAUGUUGCCUUCCUGGCGAGCUAUUCGGCCGGAAUGUACUUCGCCGGGCAUUUAGGCGAUCGGUUUGACUUGAGAAUCCUUCUUACGCUCGGAAUGAUAGGGACUGGAAUCUUCACGUCGUUGUUUGGUGCUGCUUACUGGCUCAACAUACACAGCUUCUAUUAUUUCCUAUUGGUUCAGAUGUUCGCCGGCCUGUUCCAGUCCACUGGUUGGCCAUCAGUGGUCGCAGUCGUCGGGAAUUGGUUCGGGAAGAAGAAGAGAGGGCUAAUCAUGGGGAUUUGGAAUGCGCACACCUCAAUAGGGAACAUAACUGGAUCGCUAAUUGCUGCUGCCAUGCUCAAGUAUGGCUGGGGCUACUCCUUCGUCGUUCCUGGAACCAUCAUCGCCUUUGUUGGGCUGAUGGUCUUAUUUUUCUUACCUGUUAGUCCCGACAAAACGGGGAUAGAGAACGACGAAACCGGGCUUGCAAAAUCCGCCGAGAAUAUUUGCAUCAGAGAGCCUCUCUUGGAAGGGCACUCGGAAGAGAAGGAAAGAGCAGUGGGUUUUCUUGAGGCAUGGAGGAUUCCUGGCGUUGCACCAUUUGCUCUUUGCCUAUUCUUCUCCAAAUUGGUGGCGUACACCUUCCUUUAUUGGCUCCCCUUUUACAUCAGCCACACAGCUAUCAAUGGAAGAUACUUGUCGGACUCGACAGCUGGGACACUGUCAACGCUGUUUGAUGUUGGAGGUGUGGCAGGCGGCAUCCUCGCCGGCCACAUCUCAGAUCGACUCGACGCCCGAGCAACUACCGCAGCUAGUUUCAUCUACUGUGCCAUCCCUGCUCUCUUCUUCUACCGUAUUUACGGGAGCAUCUCCCUGUGGUGGAACAUCACUCUCAUGUUUGUUGCCGGUGUGUUUGUCAACGGGCCCUAUGCACUUAUAACAACAGCUGUGUCGGCAGAUUUGGGCACACAUAGCUCCCUAAAUGGCAAUUCCCGAGCCUUGGCCACCGUGACUGCUAUCAUCGACGGGACUGGCUCGGUCGGCGCUGCCAUUGGCCCUCUGCUAACGGGUUAUAUAUCGACCCGGAGCUGGAGUGCAGUGUUCACUAUGUUGAUGGUGGCAGCUUUGGUAGCUGGGCUGCUCUUAACCAGACUCGUCGUAGCCGAACUGUCUGCUAAGAUUGAGUCGAGAUCCCAAACUGGUCGGCCGUCGGGGUCCUCUGUUCCGGAGACACUUGUGUGAGAUUAGGCCGAACUUCUGCAAGACGGUUACGUUCUUGAAAAUUUUGACAGAGGUGGGCUCGUUGCUUGCUUGCUGUCGAUAAGAACACCGGUGGCAGUAGCAUUUGAUCCUUCAACAACAUAUCGCUUCCUGUAAAUUAAGUCUCUUCUUUUUCUUCUUGAAGAAGUCCCGUUGUAGCAAUAUUGUAUUGCUCAAACGUAGCGGGGGAAAUUAUAUGGUGUUAUAUAUGCUAUCGAAAUAUAAUCUUGAGAGUGGAAAGUGAAGUAGGAUCGGUGAGGAAGUACUUAAGCAGGAUCGUGAAGAUCCCACCUCUAUUCCAUCGAUUUCACAUUUGAUUUUAUUUCUUGUAAUUUCAAUUCUUA